Rhineura floridana is the source of this 6480-nucleotide messenger RNA. It is a transcript of the gene PDGFD, whose product is annotated as platelet derived growth factor D. Gene Ontology annotation, cellular component: membrane. Gene Ontology annotation, biological process: positive regulation of cell population proliferation; positive regulation of protein autophosphorylation; positive regulation of phosphatidylinositol 3-kinase/protein kinase B signal transduction. The transcript is spliced from 7 exons. Bases 831 to 1955 code for a protein of 374 amino acids. The record is from RefSeq and is a predicted model, not a curated record. Gene Ontology annotation, molecular function: growth factor activity; platelet-derived growth factor receptor binding. Lineage: Eukaryota; Metazoa; Chordata; Lepidosauria; Squamata; Rhineuridae.
ACUCCUGCCCAGUGGCUCCGCCGCCUCCUUUGCCCCUGAGGCCAGAAAGGCCGGUGCCGGUGCCGCCUCCUUUCCUCCUUGUGGAGCCGCCGCCACCGGGGUCUUUUCCUUCCAAAUGAAAGACGAAAAAGGAGCCUGAGAGCUCGCGAUCGCUUCAGACCUCCGCGCCGAGCGCCUUUGGCCCCUCGUCGCGUUGCUCGGGCGCUUCGGCGCGCAGUGAGACACCCUCGGCUGCUCCUGAUCGCUUUCCCCAGCCAGCCAGCCUUCCACCCACCCCUCCUCCAAAGUCUUGGGAAAGCUUCAUGCAGCGCUGCGGAUCGAGCCAGAUCCUAGCGGGAGAAGGGGGGGCAAUCCAGCCCCGGCAAACCUUUUAGACGGCGCGGGGGGGGGGCGUUGCGAGCCUCUCGCUUGCUCAACCACCCCACCCCCUGCAGAGGCUUUGGAGCCAACUCCCUCCCUACUUCGGAGAAUCCCUCUUUUCCCCCUUUCCGGAGCUGCAGCUGGAGUAAAAGGAGCCCGGAGAGGUGGGGAGGGCAACCUGUCUGCCUGCCUCCUUUUCUUACAAGUUAUAACUUAGCAAAGAGACUUCCGGCCACGGCCUCGUCCCUCCAGCCAGCCACUUUGGGGGGCGAAAAGUUCAUUGAUAUUGAACAUCAUUGGGGGUUAGUUUGGAAAGUAGCUCUGGGCAGAGGGAAGGAAGGAACCCUCGCUGGGCUUUUAAAAGCGCCGUGGAGAAGCAGCUCUUCCAUUUGGAAGAGGGAUUCGUCCUCUCUCCCCCCCCCAUUUUUUUUUUUUAAAUAAAGUCAUUGUGCUAGCAUCAAGGCGCUCCGAUGCAACUGCUUGAGCUUCUCCUCUUUUACGUUGGAAUCUGGGCCAACUUUUCCACCCAUCUGGGCUCCACCGCUGGCUCCCAGAGCGGAUCUAUCAGAGCCUUGCGCGCCUCGAACCUGCGGAGAGAUGAGAGCAAUCACCUCAUAGCCUUGUACCGGAAAGAAGAGACCAUCCACAUCUUGCGAAAUGGCGACAUCCACAGCCCUCGUUUCCCACACAACUACCCCAGGAAUGUGUUAUUAACAUGGAGGCUGCUUUCACCAGAGAACGCAAGAAUACAGUUGGUGUUUGAUAAUCUAUUUGGACUAGAGGAGCCAGAGAAUGAUAUCUGCAGAUAUGACUUUGUGGAAGUGGAAGAUAUAUCCAAAAUCAGCACGCUUAUCCGAGGACGGUGGUGUGGAUACAAGGAAGCUCCUCCAAGAAUAACAUCAAAAACAAACCAGCUGAAGAUCACCUUCAAAUCUGAUGACUUCUUUGUGGCUAAACCUGGAUUCAAGAUUUAUUUUUCUCUGGUGGAUGAUCUCCAGCCGGCUGCAUCUGAGACCAACUGGGAAUCGGUCACAAGCCCUGUCUUGGGCGUUUCCUAUCACUCUCCAUCAGUGACCGACCCUACUCUUACGGCAGAAGCUCUGGAUCAAACCAUUGCUGGAUUUGACACUGUGGAGGAACUGCUCAAGCACUUUAAUCCAGAUACAUGGCAAGAAGAUCUUGAAAGUCUGUACACAGACACUGCCCCACAUCGAGGUAGAAGCUACUAUGAAAGGAAAUCUAAAGUUGACUUGGAUAGGUUGAAUGAUGACGUGAAGCGAUACAGCUGCACUCCGAGGAAUUAUUCUGUCAACAUAAGGGAGGAAUUGAAGCAAACCAAUGCUGUUUUCUUUCCACGGUGCCUCCUCGUCCAGCGCUGCGGGGGAAACUGUGGCUGUGGGUUUACCCACUGGAAAUCCUGCUCAUGUACAGCAGGAAGGCUGGUGAAAAAGUAUCAUGAGGUGUUAAGGUUCAUUCCUGAAGCAGGUCACAUCAGGAGGAGGGGCAGAACCAAGAACAACAUGGCACUGAUCGAUAUUCAACUGGAGCACCAUGAGCGUUGCGAUUGUGUCUGCAGUUCAAGGCCACCCCGAUAAAAACAGGCAAUGCCAUCCUAUUUGCAACUUAAAGAACCUCUUUCUCUUGGAGGAGGAGCAGUCUGCAGAGGUUCUCCUAGCAGGCCCACCGAACUUGGAUAAUAGCCUGCCUUGUAGCUGGUAGUAGAGACAUCCACAGCUCCCAAAAAAGUACUAAGUGCCACAACAAGUAAUGAUUAAUCAAACAGAUGUAUGUGUGUGAUUUCAAAUAUGGGAUUAAGCAUUAGAAAACAAGAGAAGCCAAAACCUGAAAUCUUCAGUGUCUGCAGUGAGCAUGAUGGCAGUAUUCUUUUGGCUGAAUUUUCUAGUUGGCUUUUAAAAUCCUACAUGCAUAAGUGAUGCAAUGGGUACACAAGCAUGUCUUCAUAUACCCUUGCACACAGGUCUUCGCACACACAAGCCUAUUGACUUAAGCACACAUAAAUGUAAAUAAGGGGGGAACCAUAUACAUACAUAUAUUUAAAAUAGGUAAUCCAGUUUAUACACAAGCAUCCCAAUGCAGCAGAUGUUCUCUGUGAAGAAAUAGGUGUCCACAUGUGGAACUGAUGCAGUGGGCAUACAAAACCUUGGUGCUGCAUGAGGGAGCAAAAGACCAUAUCCAGCUAUGUGAGAUGCAUAGAUGCAUGCAUUACUUUGCAUACAUAGAUACAGUCAUUACAACAUACAGAUCACCACAAGCAAACUUGUACAGUAAGCAGUCUAGAUCCAGAGGUGCUGGGACUGGUGUGUAGCCUUCUGCUUACUAAAAAGUAUUCUGGGAUUAGGGUGAAGAGCUCCCCAAAAGAGCUGGCCCUUGCCUCUUCAAAAUACAGGUUCAGAUACACUAAACCAAGGGUUCCAAAACGGUGGUCCAUGAGCUUCAUUCAGGUGGUCCGCAGCAUGUCUGUAAAAAUACAAUUAAAAAAGAUAUAUCACCUUCCACGGUGCAUUACAAUUGCUAUAACCGGCAGAAAACUCAUUAAGUGGUCCACCAUGACCCUCCACAAUUUUCAUGUAGUCUGUGGCAAAAAAAAGUUUGAGGACCACUGCAUUAAAUGGCUAUGAUGGACAGAGACCCGCAAAGUAUCUUUUUGAUUGGGCUAAUGUCUAUCCGUGUGCCAUGAUGAUGUGGCCUGGUGCUGCCAGGUAGCUUAAGUUACAUUUAAUGUAGGGACGGACAGUUUCUGCAUUCUCAGGAGACACACUAUUCUCCAGAUAGUGAUAGGGCCCAUUAAGGUGAUGCUUGGUGGAAGCCACCAUGGAGUUUCAGAAGAACGUUUUGCAAACUACAGCUGUUUCUAUUGGUUUGAAAAGAUUCCUUCCCAUCCUCUCAUCUACAGACAUCUCUAGGCUGAGACUCAGGCCUUGAACACAAUAUUUUGUGGGAAGAUAGUAGCAUACAAAUAGCCUUAAAUGUGUGGCAUGGACUCUCCACUUGUAGACUCCACAGAAAGCACUUAUCAAGAUACAUCCCUCUGGGUGGAAAUUCCAAAGAAAUCCCCCUCCUUCCCCACCUUAUUCCAUCCUUAUCUGCAGCUUAUGUUUAAGCUGGAGCACCUUAGAAUGGUUUUUAAUAAUAACAAUGCUUAGCAUUUUUAUAGUGCUUUCAAGUGUCCGCAGUGCUUCACAUACAUUACCUAUCUGUAAUCUAAUCAAUAAUCCUAUCAGGUUGUUAUACGUCUGUAAGGCAAAACAAUAUUAUUAUUAUCCUCCAUAUUGCAAAUGGGGGUGGGGUUGAGGCUGAGUGGUUUGACUAAGACCAACUAAGUGAGUUCACAUCAGACGUGAGAUUCGAACUGGGGACAUCCUGAUUCAAAGCUCAGUAUCUUAACCGCAGAGCUUGGAAAAGUUACUUUUUUGAACUACAACUCCCAUCAGCCCCAGCCAGCAUGGCCACUGGAUUGGGCUGAUGGGAGUUGUAGUUCAAAAAAGUAACUUUUCCAAGCUCUGCUUAACCGCUACACUAUACCAGCUCUUCCUGCAUAUGUAUUAAAGGGAAAAUGAGAGCUGAGUUCUAGCUUAUAGAGGGACUGGUUUAAACAUCAAUAUUCUUUUAGGUACAGUACACAUAAAAAGUACCAUAUUUUUUCUCCUUAUAUACUAUAAUGUUAGUUAACUGCAUUUAGUAACUUCCAUGGCCAAGUUUAAACUUUUGGCCUUUUUUAUUUUUAAUAAUCUUGGGACUGCAUUUUGGUGAGACGUAUUAAUGCCUUGAGCCUCACCUGAUCCUUGCCAAACAAUACUGAAUGUUUAUUACUUUUCACAGAAUAUAGAUAUUCAUUUACUGUCCGGCUCUUGGAGAAAUAGAGUACCUUAAAAGCUACCACAUAGCUAGCUUCUUGUGCUUUUGAACAUAUUAUGAGCUUUGAUUAAGGUAAGGAAGAAGAUCCUUUUCAAUGACUUUUUGAAUCUUCUCACUCACCGCACUCCAUCCAAUGCAAAAUGUAGGCUAGCUUAAGAGUUCAAGGAAAUGAACUUUUGAUUGUGAAUAUAAUGGAGAAAAUAGGGUGGAACGUUUCACAGACAAGGAUUUAUACUUAACAGCAAUCUGAAGCUGCACUUCAUUUUUAUGUGUUGCUUUUUCAUUCCUGUCUUUAAAGACAAAAGAAAUGGUUUUACAAUAGCAUCUCCUGCAUUAACCAGAAAUGGACUUAUUAUGAUCAGGUAAUAUUGUAAACUUUUGGACUGCUCCUAUUCUGCUGAUUAUAUCAACAGCACAGUUCUAAAAUUAUCUCCAUCCUCUUGAUUGGCUUCUUUUAUCCAGCUGAAUGUUUUAUGUGCUCCCUUUAUACCUCUAUCAAACCCUUCCUGUAAUAUGGUUUAAUGUUGAGUGAGUUGCUCCUUACAAUUCUGGUGGAACUUUUGGGAAGCCCAACAUGGCUUGUCUGAUUUCUUUGUUUUCCUUUAUUCAUACUGGUUGCGAUUUUUCCUAGAUGUCUCUUUAAGAUGCUUAAUUCAUUAUGCGCCUAUAUCUAAUGAGCAGCUCUGAAGCCAAAGAUCCUUAGCUUUAUGACUUAUUUUGAAAAGAUCCUUCAAAAUUCUUCAUUUGGGUAAAAAUUGCUAAUAUUUGAGGUUAAUACUGGAAAACUACAAUGUAAAAUCUGUGAAUUUAUAAUCCUUAAUGGACAUUAUUGGCUAUACUGUUGUCCAGGUAAUGCCAGUGCAUGGUUUUAAUUGGGUUAGAGUCCCAUUUAGUUUGUAUUUUUUUCAUUGAUUCUUGACUCUUUUCUUCAGUCACGUCAUGGACUAUUCAUAUGGGUGAAUUACAUGCAUAAGGAUGUCUGUAUCAUGGUACAUGUGAGCUUAGUCAUAGGAACUGCUACAGUCUUCCCCAAUCCAGUGGCCUCCAGAUGUUUUCUGACCCCUGCAUGUGCUGACUGGGGAUGAUAGCAGUUGUAGUUCAAAAAUCUGGAGAGCACCACACAGGGAAAGAUGAUCUGCAGAAACUGGAGAGCAGGGCGUCAUGUGAGCCUGAUAUUUGCUCCUUUCCCCACUACACUACUGUCAGUGCUAGCAUUUGAACUGGUGCAUGCUGACAUGUGAAGCCAGGGGCUAUUCCUGUGACUGGUCUUGACAACCCAAGUCAGCAAAAAUCAUUUUCACAAAAUGUACCGUCUUGAUUUUUCCAGCCCCUGCCCCUGAACACUGCUAACAUUCUGAACUAGCAGAGAACUCUAGGUUUGUGACCAGUGGGCAAUGCAAGUGUUUUUACGUGCAACAUCUAAAAGAUCUGAACAUCCCAAUGGCUAUGUCAGCAAACCAGGUGGUGCUUGCUCAACAUGGGAGCCCUCUCCUCCUCCCUCCAGUAUGCUGACACAGCUGGUUUUGAGGAAUAAGCUGUCAAAAUAGCAGAGCUUGGAAAAGUUACUUUUUUGAACUACAACUCCCAUCAGCCCCAGCCAGCAUGGCACUGGCUGGGGCUGAUGGGAGUUGUAGUUCAAAAAAAGUAACUUUUCCAAGCUCUGCAAAAUAGCAAUGACAGGGAUGAUGCUCAGGCGAUAAGCAUGGAGGUAACCAAACAGAGCUCACAUGUAUUAAUUGCAAAGAAUUAUAAACAGGGUGAGUUGCUAUUCUUUUCUCCCCUUUUCUUCUCCUUUUCUUCUUCCCCGUUAGAUUGGAUAUGAUUUCUCUGGGUACUCCGCAAGAAGUUCUGCAUACAUCUGGUCAAAAUGAAUGUGAGCUGCACAAAAGCACAGUAGAUUGUACCCAUUUGUGCGGAGGUUAUGAUCCAGCUCUCUCGUUUUCAUUUGGUUCAAACAGUAUCAGAUCCAUUGUGCAACUAUCGCUUUCAAAAAUCCUGAAAUAGACCCAUCCUUUCAAAAGGGGCUCUGCUACUUGGGAAGAUUCCUUUAAAAAGGGUCAGGGGAGCCGUCAUAUUCUUCUCAAGAUAGACUGCUUUUUCAUGUGCAAUUUAUAUAUGUAUUGUUAUUUUUUUGUGCUGUUAUAUCCCUAAAAUGCUGCCUUUUUCUAAACUGACAUUUUGACAGUAUAGCACACACAAUAUUUGUCUUUUAGUGCCAAUUAAAAAUAAAUGGUAGCUUUUGAA